AUGCAACAAUCAUUGACGCUCAUUUUCACCUUGCUCUUUCCACUCCUUUUGCAUGCAGCAACUGAAAAUGAAAAACUUGCUUACGAUUUAUUGGUCUCGAAGGAUAAACUUCUCGCUGAAGCACACCAACUUGAAGAGUUGGCCAUAUUGUUGCUGCAGCAGAAUGUGAAGCAAACUCAAAUGGAAGCCUUGAAAGCAAGUCUCACUGGUUUGCCAAUCGGUACAUACAAUACAAUAUCCCGAACAAACGCAUACCCCUAUCGAUCACGUCCUCUUCUCAAAAGGCCACAAAAUCAAGAAGUGAGCGAUGACGAUGAACAAAGACGAUUGCAAGAAAUUCUGAAGAGGUUUCUGAAGAAUCACUAUUGUUCAUGUGCUUUGAUGAACGCACAAAAAUGUGGUGCUCGUUUAAUGCAGUCAAACCUUUUUCGUUCUAAUAAUCGCGUUCGAAUGAAUUCGCUCGAUUCAGUGGCGUAA
Messenger RNA from Anisakis simplex (herring worm), 477 nucleotides. Lineage: Eukaryota; Metazoa; Nematoda; Chromadorea; Rhabditida; Anisakidae. The record is from the annotation of a GenBank genome assembly.